AUUACGCCACACUAAAAAAGAAUAACAAAAAGCAGUAAAAAAGGCGCUUAAAAAUUGCUAUGCUUUUUGGGGUUUUAGCUUCAUCCAUUUUAGGGCAAGAAUAUAAAGGGGAAUUCAUAAAUUAGUUAACUUUAGAUGUUUGGGCUAUCUUUAAUUGCACCCACUACUUCACUUACGGCUUCUGCAAGAGGCAGGCUAGUUGUUAAAAUGGCAGCAACCCCAACUGUGAAUUUAGGAAAAUCGGUAGAGUCGGUUAUUGUGAAGCAGCCACCGGUGCACCCUACUUAUGAUUUAAAGGCUGUUAUUAAGUUAGCUCUUUCUGAAGAUGCUGGAGAUAAAGGAGAUGUGACUUGCUUGGCCACCAUACCAACUGACAUGGAAGUUGAAGCUUAUUUUCUUGCCAAGGAUGAUGGAAUUAUUGCAGGAAUUGCACUUGCUGAAAUGAUAUUUAAAGAAGUUGAUUCUACAUUAAAGGUGGAAUGGUUUAAGAAGGAUGGAGAUAAUAUUAGCAAAGGACUGAAGUUUGGCAAAGUGUAUGGAAGGGCAUACAGCAUCGUUGUAGCCGAAAGGGUCGUGCUCAAUUUUAUGCAGAGGAUGAGUGGCAUUGCCACACUCACAAAGGCCAUGGCAGAUGCUGCUCAUCCUGCAUGCAUUUUGGAAACAAGAAAAACUGCUCCGGCAUUGCGUUUGGUGGAUAAGUGGGCGGUACUAAUCGGUGGGGGCCAGAAUCACAGGAUGGGUUUAUUUGAUAUGGUAAUGAUAAAAGACAAUCAUAUCUCCAUUGCUGGAGGUAUCUCAAAUGCCCUCAAAUCUGUUGACCUUUAUUUAGAGAAAAAUAAUCUUCAAAUGGGAGUUGAGGUGGAGACUAGGACAUUUGAAGAAAUACACGAGGUCCUAAAAUAUGCUUCUGAGAACAAAACAUUGUUAAGCAGGAUAAUGUUGGAUAAUAUGGUGGUGCCUCAACCUGAUGGUGAUGUUGAUGUAUCCAUGCUUAAAGAAGCUGUGGAGAUAAUUAACGGGAAGUUUGAGACCGAGGCAUCUGGAAAUGUUACCCUGGAAACGGUACACAAGAUUGGACAAACUGGAGUUACAUACAUAUCCAGUGGAGCACUGACACACUCAGUGAAAGCAGUUGAUAUAUCCCUGAAAAUUGAUACAGAGCUGGCACUUAAAGUUGGAAGGCGCACUAAACGAGCAUAGUAUUUUGUAUAAUUCGAGAGUUGGAUUGUAUCCCAUGUGCAAGAUUAUUGUCCCAUAACCAUAACUUAUGAUUUCUCUACUUGGUCGUAGAACGAGUUUUAGGGAAUAAAGUCAUGGAACAUGCUCUUAAAGGAGAUGCAUGAAUUCCAUCCCUGGCAUUAUUUUAUAAACCAAAUCUUUGAUUUUUAUCGUUAACAUCAAACUUAUCUCUUUUUUUUCUCU
Erigeron canadensis is the source of this 1422-nucleotide messenger RNA. RefSeq names its product nicotinate-nucleotide pyrophosphorylase [carboxylating], chloroplastic. Gene Ontology annotation, biological process: NAD+ biosynthetic process; quinolinate catabolic process. The transcript is spliced from 11 exons. The record is from RefSeq and is a predicted model, not a curated record. Gene Ontology annotation, molecular function: nicotinate-nucleotide diphosphorylase (carboxylating) activity. Gene Ontology annotation, cellular component: cytoplasm. Bases 136 to 1200 code for a protein of 354 amino acids. Lineage: Eukaryota; Viridiplantae; Streptophyta; Magnoliopsida; Asterales; Asteraceae.